AAGCAGUACGGCGGGAGGCACUAGAGGGAGCUGCGGCCGCCCCGGCCCGGCCCCGAGCACCGCCUCCCCAGCCAGCGCCGCCGCGAUGGCGGAGGACAGCGAGUCUGCGGCCAGCCAGCAGAGCCUGGAACUGGACGACCAGGACACGUGCGGGAUAGACGGGGACAAUGAGGAGGAGACGGAGCACGCCAAAGGAAGUCCUGGAGGGUAUUUGGGAGCCAAAAAGAAAAAGAAGAAACAGAAGAGAAAAAAGGAGAAACCAAAUUCCGGAGGCACCAAGUCAGACUCGGCAUCUGAUUCCCAGGAGAUUAAAAUUCAGCAGCCUUCGAAACACAACACCAUCUGGCAGCAGAUUUCAGCGGGAGCAGCCAUGGAAUCCCAGUGUUCCAAUGCAGAAGUUGCAGGAUAUCCAGAGAGCAAUGGAGCUGCUAUCCGCAUGCCAGGGCCCAGCCAGGAACAUUGACGAGGCUGCAAAGCACAGAUACCAGUUUUGGGACACACAACCGGUACCGAAACUAGAUGAAGUCAUAACAUCUCACGGUGCAAUUGAACCAGAUAAAGACAACGUACGCCAAGAACCGUAUUCUUUGCCACAGGGUUUUAUGUGGGACACUUUAGACUUGAGUGAUGCCGAAGUGCUCAAGGAGUUAUACACGUUGUUAAAUGAGAAUUACGUAGAAGAUGAUGACAAUAUGUUCCGAUUUGACUAUUCACCCGAGUUCCUGUUGUGGGCUCUGCGUCCACCAGGCUGGCUCCUGCAGUGGCACUGUGGGGUCAGAGUGUCUUCAAAUAAAAAACUGGUCGGGUUCAUAAGUGCCAUCCCAGCAAACAUUCGGAUUUAUGACAGUGUGAAGAAGAUGGUAGAAAUCAACUUUCUUUGUGUUCAUAAGAAGUUGAGAUCGAAACGGGUAGCCCCAGUGCUAAUCCGGGAGAUCACUAGAAGAGUGAACCUGGAAGGGAUCUUCCAGGCUGUGUACACCGCGGGAGUGGUUCUUCCUAAGCCCAUAGCCACAUGCAGAUACUGGCAUCGAUCACUAAACCCCAGAAAAUUGGUAGAAGUGAAAUUUUCUCACUUGAGUAGAAAUAUGACUUUACAGAGAACAAUGAAGCUAUACAGACUUCCAGAUGUAACAAAGACUUCAGGUUUGAGACCAAUGGAACCAAAAGAUAUCAAAUCAGUUCGAGAAUUAAUCAACACUUACCUGAAGCAGUUUCAUCUGGCUCCAGUGAUGGAUGAAGAGGAAGUAGCCCACUGGUUCCUCCCCCGGGAGCACAUUAUUGACACGUUUGUAGUGGAGAGCCCCAAUGGUAAACUGACUGAUUUCCUGAGCUUCUAUACGCUCCCCUCCACGGUGAUGCACCACCCUGCUCACAAGAGCCUCAAAGCCGCCUACUCAUUCUACAACAUCCACACAGAGACGCCCCUGCUGGACCUCAUGAGCGACGCGCUCAUCCUGGCUAAAUCGAAAGGAUUUGAUGUAUUCAAUGCACUGGAUUUGAUGGAAAAUAAGACAUUCUUGGAAAAACUCAAGUUUGGUAUAGGAGAUGGCAAUUUGCAGUAUUACCUGUACAAUUGGAGGUGUCCAGGUACAGAUUCUGAAAAGAAAGUUUGUUGACCUUGGUCACUACGAAGGAGUUGGAACUCUCCUUUCUAUAGGUUGCCGUGAUUCUAAAGACCAACCCACAGCUGUGACAUCCCUGAGACUACCACCAGAGGGCGACUGGGCCCCACAGUAGUGCAUAAUUAGGACCUUUCUUGGAGAUAAUGGAAGACUUGGAAUUUCAGAUGGUUCCACCCUAAUUGCAUUAGCGUUCUUUCUUAACAGGAGAAAGGCUUCAAGAAACAAAACAGUCCUCAUUCACUGGAACAGGGUUUGAGAUACCAGCAUUAAGGAAAUGAGAUUUUGACUUAACCUGGAGUCAAGGCUCUAAUUUAGGACUUUACUUCCCACUCAUUUUCAUGCCACAAAGUCUAUACAAAGUAGGUUUCCAAAUAAUUGCAGAAUCAGCCAGGCGCGGUGGCUCACACCUGUAAUCCCUGCACUUUGGGAGGCCGAGGUGAGCAGAUCACUUGAGGUCAGGAGUCUGAGACCAGCCUGGCCAACAUGGUGAAGCCCUAUCUCUACUAAAAUUACAAAAACUAGCCGGGCACGGUGGUGUGCACCUGUAAUCCCAGCUAUUCGGGAGGCUGAGGCAGGAGAAUUGCUUGAACCCAGGAGGCGGGGUUGCAGUGAGCCGGGAUCACACCACUGCACUCCAGCCUGGGCAACAGAGUGAGACUCUAUCUCGAAAGUAAAAUAAAUAACUGCAGCAUUGCCAGUUGGAAACUUUGUCAUGAGCUUACCUCACGGUGACAGUUACACUGCUCCUUUAAAGAGUCAUUUACAUAAUUUGUUAUCAAAUUAUUAACCACUUUUAAAUAGAAUAAUAACUACAUUUGCCUCCAUAAUUGAAGCAGAUUACUAAUUAACAUUUUCGAGAAUUAAACUGCUUGCGUAUGAAGUAGCUAUUAAAACUAAAUUGAAAUGCAAUGGAUAGUUUCUUGUAGAUUUAAAACUGCAUUGUACUGUACUUUGUCUAUAAUGAAAAUGUUCUAUUCAAUAAGGUAUCUUUUUUUCUUCUUUUUGGCCAAGAUGGCACUAAGUAAAAUUUAAAUUGAGAGGUGGCAUAAUCCAUGAGUCAGCCAGACUUUCAGCUGGAAAAAUCUUUAGUAAAUACCUUCCUUCUAAAUUACAGAAAGUAACUUUUCCAUACACACUGUAAACAGCAGACACUCUAACAGAGCAUCGGUUAUGCUCCAUCUCCUAACCUGAAGGACUCUUGUCACACACCCACCUCUGAGAACCCAAGCUCCUCAGUUUUUUUAAUCUUUUGGCCACAUUUCAUCCAAUUACCAUCAUACCUUUUAUACGUUAGAUUUCCAAGGAGGUAAGUGAAUCACGUAAUGGGGGUGAACUGUACCCAGUCAAAAUAACCUUAUCUGACUUUUUCUAUAUUUUUGAUAUUUUUUCUCUAAAUAUUAAGUCUUUCUCCCAAGCUCAUGUCUAUUCCUUCCUAAAAGAAGUCAAAUUGACAUGAAGUGAAAAAUGAUGUGUUGCUUCUGAAGACAAUGGAUUGCUUGGCAUUUGGGAUCUUUCCUUUAAAACUGAUAAUGCUUCCCCAAUUCAGUUCCAUCUACCUGACUGACUAGAACAUUUACUGUGGUACAUUUUCCAGGUUUGAUAGGAAAAUGCUAAGCGUUGUAGGACACAGAUAUUCUUGCUCACAGGCACUCUACCAGCCUUUGAAAAAGUCAAUUUAGGCUGGACGCCGCUGCUCACGCCUGUAAUCUCAGCACUUUGGGAGGACAAGGCAGAUGGAUCAUGAGGUCAGUUCGAGACCAGCCUGACCAACAUGGUGAAACCCCAUCUCUACUAAAAAUACAACAAAAUGAGCUGGGUGUGGUGGUGGGCACCUGUAAUCCCAGCUACUCAGGCGGCUGAGACAGGAGAAUCGUUGAAUCUGGGUGGUGGAGGGUGCAGUGAGCCGAGACUGCGCCGCUGCACUCCUGCCUUGGCAACAGAACGAAACUCCGUCUCAAAAAAAAAAAAAAAAAAAAGGCCAGGCACGGUGGCUCGCAGCUGUAAUCCUAGCACUUUGGGAGGCUGACGUGGGCAAAUCACGAGGUCAAGAGAUGGAAACCAUCCUGGCCAACAUGGUAAAACCCCGUGUCUACUAAAAAUACAAAACUUAGCUAGGCAUGGUGGUGCGCACCUGUAGUCCCAGAUACUUGGGAAGCUGAGGCAGGAGAAUUGCUUGAACCCGGGAGGAGGAGGUUGCAGUGAGCUGAGACCGCACCAUUGCACUCCAGCCUGGACAACAAGAGUGAAACUGUCUCAAAAAAAAAAAAAAGAAAAAGUCAAUUUACACACGCAUGAACACCAGUUUCAAUAAACGUCUGUUUGGAUAUUCCUAAUUUUGAAUAUUUCUUGCACUUAGUAUAUCUGUGCCAUAGUUACAAAGAGUCUUACACAUUUGAAUAUUACCAAACAGGACCCUAUGAAUCUAUGUAAGUAUAACUCAUUUUAUUAGUUUCAAGGCUUCUUUACAAGGUGUCCUUUCACAAACUGUAUGACAUGACAAGUUUAUGCAAGAUUACUUUGGAGUAGCUUUUUUACUUUUGGGUGGUUUCCUUAUCUUAUUAGGGUUUGGAACCAGUUUCUUUAUUUUAAGGGGUUGUAAUGUUACAGAAGCCUGCCGACCGUCAGCAAGCUUUCUCUUAGGUUUUGACAGAUCUUCAAAUGAAGUGUCCAAAAGCUCUCUGUCUUGGCUUUCCAGAGGUUCAGUCUCUAAAUUUUCCCCAGAAUCUUCAAUUCUGUCUUGAAGCCAUGGUACACUUAAACUGGGGACUCUGGGGAUGAUGGCUGUUACUUCGUCCACAAAGUCAGUGGUGUUCUUUUUGAACCCCAAGGCUAGAACACAUUUUAAGCCAAUGACGGGGGCGAUUCUCUCACUGAGCCGGGGGACCUGACAGGCAGGGACACUUCUGCUUAGGCUUAACUGAAUCAAGUGUGAGGUGAUCAUGGCAGGCUUGACUGAUUUACACACCAGAACUAACAGCAGUUCACUCCUUUCCAGGGCUCUGGUAACUUCGUUAACGCCAAUGGCAAGCUGCUUCCUGACGUGUGCAGGCGUCCACCCUGACACUUGCUGCUUAGCAUCUGUUUUCUUCUCCUUCAGAUUCUCACUAAUAUCAACAGCAAUGCUGCAUUUCUCUCUGCUUUCUUUUUUCAGAAAAGGUGUUUUGUUCUUUUUCUUCUUAUCUUCAAUCUUCUGAAGUCCAAUAGCUUUAAGCCUGUCCUCAAGCGUCUGUAGGAUGAAGUGCAUAUCCUCGCUCUCCAGAGCGCUCCAGCGGAUGAUGUAUGGGUUGUUCAACGACGUCUUCACAACCAGAGGUCUCGUCUUACGGAGAGAUCCCCGCCCCGGUGCUUGAGGAGCUGCAGCCAUUUUGAAAAUCCUUCCAAGAAGCAAAAUGACAACAGAAAAAAUUCAUGUUAGCGACAACUGCAUGACUUAAGAAUAUCUUGACUGUACUCUCUGAUUCUUAUUUAUGUAUGUAUUUAUUUUUUGAGACAGAAUUUCACUCGUUGCCCAGGCUGGAGUGCAGUGGCACAAUCUCAGCUCACUGCAACCUCCACCUCCUGGGUUCAAGCGAUUCUCCUGCCUCAGCCUCCCGAGUAGCUGGGAUUACAGGCACCCGCCACCAAGCCCAGCUAAUGUUUCUAUUUUUUUUUAGUAGAGACAGGGUUUCACCAUGUUGCCCAGGCUGGUCUCAAACUCCUAACCUCAGGUGAUCCACCCACCUCGGCCUCCCAAAGUGCUGGGAUUACAGGCAUGAGCCACUGCGCCCGGCCUGUACUCUGAUUCUGGAUAACCUAGAGCAAGCCUGAUUAUAUAAGUCCAAUUAGGUGAGCAUACGCUUGUCUUCCUUUUAAAGAUUAAGUAAUUUUAUUUUUCCCCAUUUUUCUUACCCGAUUUUGAAUGCUCUACGAAGGCUCUUUAAAAUACUCAGGACUAUGGGUGAGUAGUGUUUAAUUUUCCCCAUUUUUUUAUAUGACUUUGUCUUUAUUCCUAUACAAGCAAUAUGUGAAAGUUUUAAUUAUUGCAAUCAUAGUACAAUUCCAUUUGUCUAUUUCAUUUAUUAAAAAUAUUCUGUUUCUACUUGUUCAUAAUUAA
This is a messenger RNA of Pan troglodytes (chimpanzee), 5715 nucleotides long. RefSeq names its product N-myristoyltransferase 2 (gene NMT2). The transcript has 13 exons. Bases 168 to 1616 code for a protein of 482 amino acids. Gene Ontology annotation, molecular function: glycylpeptide N-tetradecanoyltransferase activity. Gene Ontology annotation, cellular component: cytoplasm. NCBI's taxonomy places the organism in Eukaryota, Metazoa, Chordata, Mammalia, Primates, Hominidae. The record is from RefSeq and is a predicted model, not a curated record. Gene Ontology annotation, biological process: N-terminal peptidyl-glycine N-myristoylation.